Molecule: messenger RNA, 156 nt
Organism: Tremella mesenterica DSM 1558
Lineage: Eukaryota; Fungi; Basidiomycota; Tremellomycetes; Tremellales; Tremellaceae
Exons: 2
Biological process (GO): negative regulation of transcription by RNA polymerase II; positive regulation of transcription by RNA polymerase II
Molecular function (GO): RNA polymerase II cis-regulatory region sequence-specific DNA binding; DNA-binding transcription factor activity, RNA polymerase II-specific; zinc ion binding
Source: RefSeq, a predicted model, not a curated record
AUGAGUUGUCGUAACUGCGGCACGAGCACCACACCUCUUUGGCGUAGAGACGAAGAAGGGAGGCCUCAGUGUAAUGCAUGUGGCCUUUAUCAUAAACUUCACGGCGUCCCACGUCCUGUCGCCAUGAAGAAAACUGUCAUCAAACGCCGAAAACGG